AUGGCCGUAGUCGAUGGAUCUUCGCUAAACCCAGUAGCCCAGAGGCUGGACUAUCUUCUGCGAAGGGCGCGAGUGGUUAAGCAGAGUACUAAUAUUGAUCCGCCCCUGCAGGUCUCCGAGCUAGUCCCCGAAAACGAGUCCUUACUAGGAGACAUAGAAGGCGAGAAAGAAGUGCGGGGACUAGCAAUUGAGAGUGCAGCGAAAAGCGUUUUUUACAUAAAUUUGGUGGGUAAUUUUCCGCGUUCAGGUCAAGUACCUUUCUCACAAGCUCAGGGAUCCACUCGAAUUGAUGAGCCAAGCUUUGUUACCGUGUGGAACUUGCUCGACAUUCUGCAAUACUGUGGAGAUCGAGACUUAUGUUCUCCGCAGUUGGUUCUGCUACUCAUCGAAGAGCUUCUAGACAGCCAGUCUAUAUCCGGCUGUCGGACAGUCUUCAACUUCCUUGAGUCGCGCAGAGAAGCGAUCAUUGCUAUUAACUCCAAGAACAAAGACCUCGUCAUCCUCCGUUUGUGUAAUGAGUUGCUCCGACGAUUAUCUCGAGCCGAGGCUCCGGUAUUCUGUGGUCGUGUAUACAUCUUCAUGUUUCAGAGUUUUCCUUUGGGGGAUAAAAGCUCUGUGAACCUCCGUGGCAACUUUCAUGUGGAGAACGUAACGACUUUCGAGGAUUUCCUCAAAGAGUCAAAUGAAGUGGACGAUCUAAUGGAAGUGGACCAUGACAAGACUGUGCCUACUGCUACCGGAGAGUCAGCGUCAGAACACGAAGUACUUUCUUCAGAGACAACGAAGAGUACAGAUGCCAAAUCAACUCUGGAUUUUGAUGCUUUGUACCCGGUAUUCUGGUCACUACAACACUCAUUCUCGAACCCACCAAGGCUCUUCGAAGAGGAUAACUUCAAGCAAUUCCGCACGAGCUUGGAUGCUACUCUAGCAAAGUUCAAGGAAGUACCAAAGGUCAUACAAUCUGGAGACUCGGAGCGCAAGAAGGGACAAAAGCUCCAUUUAGACGACGAUCAAGAUGCACUCACAAGCACUUUUAACCCAAAGUACCUUACAAGCCGCGAUCUUUUCAAGCUCGAGCUGAGCGAUCUCGCAUUCCAGCGUCACAUCCUAGUUCAAGCACUGAUCCUCAUCGAUUUCCUUCUGACGCUAACAGAGGACGCAAAGAAGCAGCCAUUCUACCAGAAUGCCCAGAAGGCUAUGCAGUAUAACUUCACACUUCGCGAAGACGACACUAAAUGGGCAUUGGGCAUCAAGAGCGCCAUCGCAAAUUACCUGCAGGAAGACCCAGAUGGCAAAUUCUACUAUCGAAUGGUGGAUACCGUGCUCUCCCGUGACAAAAACUGGGUACGGUGGAAAAUGGAGAAUUGUCAGCCGUUUACUCGCGAUAGAGUGGCGGCAAAAGACUUCCUCCAGGCGAAGUCGGGGGCUCAGAGAGCUGUCGUGAGCAAGAAGGCCCCCAAAUCCCUUGGUGUUCCUCAUACUUUGGAUUUUCUUAACAACACUGAGGCGGAAAAGGGGCUUUCGCAACUAAGGCAGCGUGACAGAUUCAAUGUACCAAACGCAGAGUCAUAUGCAGAUCGAGUCCGUAUGACUGAUCAGAAUCUGGGCAUGGCUGAUACAGAGGAGGAGAAGCGGCAGGUGGCUGAAAAGAAUUCAAGUCACGUUUGGCGAGGCCUUCGUUUGGCUUCAAAGAAGCAGCUAAGCACAUUCGAUAGAAUUGAGCAUGGCAAAGGGCUGGAGGCUCUUCAGCCGGUUACUGCUGCCAAUGAGGCUACAGGCGAAAAUACCCUGCCCACUUCUCCGGAUGAACAGGGGGAAGAUCCACACCAAGAACAAAAAAAGAAGGACGAGGAGCUGCGGGCCGACCAACAAGAUCAAGUGACUACUGCCGAUAUAGCGGCAUAUAUGGGGAGGCUGUGGCGCUUACUAUCGAAUCUUCCAGUACGAAUUGAGGAAGCAGCAAGGGUGGAUUUCUCCCCCGAACGAUCCGCGGCGACAGUAUCUCCAGCUCUGUCCAGUUCAAGCAAGAGUCCUAGCCAAACGCCACGCAUAAUCCCGGCCUCCUACGCCACGACUGGCGUUGUAGUGUAA
Messenger RNA from Plenodomus lingam JN3, 2091 nucleotides. NCBI's taxonomy places the organism in Eukaryota, Fungi, Ascomycota, Dothideomycetes, Pleosporales, Leptosphaeriaceae. The record is from RefSeq and is a predicted model, not a curated record.